Pseudophryne corroboree (corroboree frog) is the source of this 5250-nucleotide messenger RNA. RefSeq names its product CUGBP Elav-like family member 5 (gene CELF5). Gene Ontology annotation, molecular function: mRNA binding. Gene Ontology annotation, biological process: regulation of alternative mRNA splicing, via spliceosome; mRNA splice site recognition. Gene Ontology annotation, cellular component: cytoplasm; nucleus; ribonucleoprotein complex. The record is from RefSeq and is a predicted model, not a curated record. Lineage: Eukaryota; Metazoa; Chordata; Amphibia; Anura; Myobatrachidae. Bases 56 to 1516 code for a protein of 486 amino acids. The transcript is spliced from 13 exons.
UUUCCAGCUGAGAGCUCUGCCUGUGUGACUGAUCCAGCCUACCGAGGGGCUGGAGAUGGCCAGACUGACGGAGAGAGAGGCGAGGAGGCAGCAGCAGCAGCAGCAUCCCCCGCAGCAGCAGCCCCGAGCCUGCCCCAUGAGCGGCCCCGAGCCCCCUUCUCAGCAGCCAGACAGCAUGAAGGACCUAGACGCCAUCAAAUUGUUCGUAGGGCAGAUCCCUCGCAACCUGGAGGAGAAGGACCUGAAGCCUCUCUUCGAGCAGUUCGGCAAGAUCUACGAGCUCACAGUGCUGAAAGACCGAUACACGGGCAUGCACAAGGGCUGUGCCUUCCUCACAUACUGUGCCAGAGACUCUGCUAUCAAAGCACAAACAGCUCUACAUGAGCAGAAGACUCUUCCUGGGAUGGCACGACCCAUUCAGGUGAAGCCUGCAGACAGCGAGAGCCGGGGAGGUGACCGCAAACUGUUUGUGGGGAUGCUGAGCAAACAGCAGUCAGAGGAAGAAGUGACUAGUAUGUUUCAAGCCUUUGGAUCGAUUGAGGAAUGUUCUGUUCUACGGGGACCCGAUGGAAGCAGCAAAGGAUGUGCAUUUGUCAAGUUCUCUUCUCAUGCUGAGGCUCAGGCAGCGAUACAUGCUCUACAUGGGAGUCAGACAAUGCCAGGAGCCUCUUCCAGCCUUGUGGUGAAAUUCGCGGACACAGACAAGGAGCGAACUCUGCGUCGUAUGCAGCAGAUGGUUGGCCAGCUGGGAAUCUUUACCCCAUCACUGGCACUGCCCAUAAGCCCAUACAGCGCCUAUGCACAAGCGCUGAUGCAGCAGCAGACAACAGUUCUAUCAACCUCACAUGGUAGUUACCUAAGUCCUGGUGUGGCAUUUCCCCCCUGCCAUAUUCAGCAGAUUGGAGCUGUCAACCUGAAUGGGCUGCCAGCGACACCCAUCACACCAGCAUCAGGAUUGCAUUCUCCACCUGUAAUCGGCACCGCAGCUGUACCUGGCUUGGUUGCACCAUUAACCAAUGGGUUUCCAGGUCUUGUACCAUUUCAUGGCAGCCAUCCUGCUUUGGACACAAUUUACACCAAUAGUAUUGUGCCAUACCCAGCCCAGAGCCCUGCACUGACAGUGGAGAGCCUGCACCCUUCCUUCACUGGGGUACAGCAGUAUUCAGCAAUUUAUCCCACAGCUGCUCUUACGCCGGUCACACACAGCACUCCUCAGCCUCCUCCUAUCCUGCAGCAGCGUGAAGGGCCAGAGGGCUGUAACCUAUUCAUCUAUCACCUGCCCCAGGAGUUUGGUGAUAAUGAGUUGACACAAAUGUUUCUGCCCUUUGGAAACAUAAUUUCAUCCAAAGUGUUCAUGGAUCGAGCAACCAAUCAAAGCAAAUGUUUUGGAUUUGUCAGUUUUGAUAAUCCAUCAAGCGCUCAGACAGCAAUUCAGGCUAUGAACGGCUUUCAGAUAGGAAUGAAAAGACUGAAAGUCCAGCUAAAGAGGCCCAAGGACACAACCCAACCAUACUGACCAUACAUAGGCCCAAAAGGCCCCUCCUGGUCAUACAGGUACACCAUGGACCUUUGACCCCCUCAGUCCUAUCCUUGAGGAUUAUGGGAAAAGAAGACUUUUUACCACUAAACACUCCCUCCCGCCCCUGAGCCUCCUGACCUUUGUCCCUCACCCACACCCAAGGACCAAAAGGUGGCUAUGGUGAGGAGCAGGAAGAACCAAGCUACCUAAACACAAGGUUGUGUCUUGUGAGUGUUCUAUGUCUGUCUGCUGAACGCCCAGGAGAAACCACCCAUAAUGGAACAGACUUGCACCUGAUGACCUCCCUCAAAUGACCAAAUAUGUGAGGGGGUACAGGGCGAUACCCAUUUCAGAGACACAUGGGGUGACUAACCCCCCUCCAUAAGAGUGGCUACAGAUUUGCAGUGCAAAGAACUAUCUGUUUACUUAUUUAUAUGAACAUAUUUAUUUAUUGGGGAGGCCCUGUGCAACCUACCACACCCAUUCCACUGCUAGAGGGCUGAGCAACGUGGGAUGGUUUGAAAUCAUUGCUAUAUUUUGUGUUUUAGAAUUUAUUUUCUUUGCGGAGGACAGGGUGUUCUGGGUGGGCAGGAGUGGAGUACAGCAGAGUUGAAAGGUCAUGUUUACAAGUCGCCCACACUUACGGGGCAAAUCCCAUUUUUCUGCUGCUCAUACACCUGGCCCCCCAGAAAAAGGGCUGGACUUUUGCAUCUGCUCCAAAACCCUGCUCUGUGUCUUUCAGGAUUGAUAAAGAAUUAACCUCUCCGUAUUGCUGCGUGGGGAGAACCUGUAUCUACAAUCAUGCCUUGUUCUCACAACAGAUUUUUUUUUGCCUCCCCUUAAUGUUAAUAAGGAGUUAAAUGGUUUUGUUAGCAAGAGUGUUUGGAUGCUUAUCUUAACAGAGAAUCUCCAACUACUUGGAACUAAUAAUCUACUGAAUUGCUGAAUACUGAAUACCAAGAAUCUUCUCCAUACUGCCACAGCUGCUUUUUCAGAAUCACAUAUAUGUCUAGUAAUUAAGGGUAUGGAGGCCUACUGCAGGAAAGAGAAGUCUGCUGUGUGGGUGCAUUUAUCAGAGAGUCUUGUAAGACUUUAGGGCUCAUUCAUGAAUGUGUAAGAGUGCAAAUGCAUAUUCUCUAAAGUCAUACCCCUACUUUGGAAACUGUUUUGUGGGUAAUUGUAUAGAUUUGUGAGCCAAGACAGAUAAGGCUUCCUUUCUGAGUGCGAGUGUACUUCCUUACAAGAUUAAGUUUUGAGGGAUGGGAUUAUUGAAAUGAGAUAAAUGGGUGAAUAAAUUACAUCGGGGCAGUCCCUGCUUUGGGAUGUACAGCCUUUUUCUGCAUAAAAUGACUUCCUGUUUACAGGAUGUUGGUGUUCAUCUGCCCUUGUUUUGUUGGGAUGAAAUUAGCACCUUCCUGUUACAUGUCUGAUAGGGAUGCAGUUAAUUUCCCGACAGUCAGGCUCCCGGCAGUUGAAAUACCAACGCUGGUUUCCUGACAACAUUCAAAAUGCCGGCGGUCGAAAUCCCGACCGCUGCCCGGUAUUCCCACUAGGAUGGUGGUCCACGCCACCACCCGAGGGUUAAUAUAAUAGUGUGGCGAGCGAAGUUCUCCACCGAGAUGAAGUUUGGCAAGCGUACACGCUGCGCUCGAUGUCUGGAUUUUGACUGCUGGGAUCCCGACUGUCGGGAAAUCCUACUGAAUCCGUCUGUUAAUAUGCUCAUAUGUAGGACAAUCAGAUGGAAUGACAAGAUAGUGACACAAUAGUUAAAGUCCCAAUAUCCCCUCACUCUUGAUGUAUGCCACAUGUAAGGCUAAACUAAUCAGUAUUUCAGGAGAAAAAUCUAAAAUGUGAAAUGAAAGAGAGGGGUAGGGGGGGGGGGGGUAGGCUGGACUUUGAAGUGACAUUUCAUUGUUUUCCAGCAUUAGUAUUAUAAUCAUAUGUAUAUACAGCGCUUACAUAUUACACAAUAUUGUAUCGCAUUGAGUCCUGCUCAAGUAGUGUUACAAAAGCAUUGUCCUUUUAGUCCACAGAAAUAAGCACAGAUUGGCUUUGGGCAUGGUGAGGCUCUGGCAGUUCCAAGUCCCAUACAGUAGACCCAACUGAAUUUACAGGUGGAUCCACAUGGUCAAGCACAGAUAUAAUUUUUUGGGUAGGAUGUUGGGGGGUGGGGGUGGGAGUGGGGUGGGAUAGACAGACUUGCAUUAAGUAAGCACCUACAAAUGCAUUCGCGAGACACACAGAGCGGACAGAUAAGAAACCGCGCGGGCCUGCAUUCUUUACAAUUUAUAAAUGAGCCUUACAAGUUGCAACUCUACCAAGCAUUCCACACUGUAAGACUACUUACUACUUAUACAAGUCAUUUGCACAUUGUACAUGCAUAGAUAAGGAAUUACAGAUGAAAUUUACCCAUAGCUACACCCAGAUAAUGCAGCCAUCUUGGGGCCUCUCAUAUUACUAAAAAGAGACAUCAUUGAUGUACUAGUGAUCUCACUAGCUCCUAGUAAAUGCUGCAAUCUCAUUAGCAGUGGUUCAGUCCACAAAAUGGCUGCAACUGCUGUGUGAGGACAACAAGUUGCUAAAAUGGCCUGCAGCACAUAGGUGUGCCAUAUAGUGAGAUGCCAACAAUAGGUCAUUAGUCAUUAAGAAGACGCAAGUGCUGUUUUUCAUUAUUAGUUUUUGUUUGUUAGUCUUUAUAAGCAGGGACUGGGAAAUUGAGUGGUAUAUCACAUUCCCAUAAUACACAGUAUUACUGUUAAGUCCAGGAGGGGCUUUUAGGAACAUGUAGGAGAAGUUAGCGGUAUGCUUUUUAAAUUGUUCUAUUAUAUUGUGGCACCACUAAGACACACAGGGUACAAAGUGGGCAGUGGUACAGAGUUCUACAGCCUUGUACAAAGAGAAGAAAAAUAGAUAGAGAUAUUUUCUUGUGGUAAUAACAUUGGGAGGUAAUGUGAAAACAACACAAUGUUUUUUUGCUAAUUUAUGAUAAAUCUUAAAUACCCCUUCCUGUUACAUAGCUAGUCCUAGAGGUGAGGUAACAGCCAGCUCCAAGAACUAGGGGCUUUGCAUCUGUGGUCACUUGUAAAUACCAUUUUUAUACUUCAAACAUUCCUUAUCUCAGAUGUGAAAAGACAAGGCCCUGGUUAAGCACAAAGAAGAAAGGGGGCUUCUGGGCUUGUUUUACCUCUCCCGAUCCUCCAGCAUAUAAUUAGGACUAAUUAUCCUCUUCUGUAAAUGCAUGGCAACAUCACCAAGUACAGGUUUCAUAAUGACUCUCCCUGGUAUCCUACUAUAGGUUAUUAUGACCUGAUGAACCAAAAUAUGCCUGGUAGGAAGGGGUUAAUUAAUUAGCACUGAUCUUUCUCUCGUCACCUCUCCGAGGCUUACAUUGCUUAGUUUACUUAUAUGGUACAGAGGAUUUUCAAGAUGGCAACCAACAUGAGCAGGUAAUCUUCAGGGCUGCCAAAGUUUAUUAAACAUAUCCUAUUAUUUUCAGUGCUAACUUGGCACCAAAAGAGUGAGCCACACAUGCAACUGUGCCUCAUAUGGGCGAGGCUUUCUUAGCAUCCUCUUCAUACCUCGCCCGGGCAGCACAUCCCGUGGUGUGUUUAAGAUUAUAUCUGUGGCAGAACUAUCCAGGUGUUCAGAAAAGCUGCCGUUUACGAAAGAAUUAAAAGUUAAUUCGUAAUGCUCCGCAUCUGUUUGCCUUUAAUGAAGAAUUAUGUACGGCC